AUGAAAAAAGAAUUCAUAGAAAUCAAGAUUAAAGGAAAAAUCUAAGCAGUAGAACACAUUCUAUACAAUUAUGAUAGGUUUUAUCAUGAAAAAAAAAAAUUAAAAGUUCCUCUACCGUUUUUCUAUGAUUAAUUUGCUAGCGAUAAAGUGCUUGAUAAUAUUUUAAUUUACAUGGAUAAUGAUCAUACUAACUUUUUUAAUUCUAUUAUUUCAGUAGGAUAUCUUAAAAAUGAUUUACAAUAUUUUUAAAACACUGCAUUUUCAAAUAAUGUAAUGAAUAAAUUUCUAGUUUCUUCUGAAAAUCGUUAAUUUACUGAAUUUUUCUAAAUCUAUAAUGAAUCUAACAAAGAAGAAUUAAGCGGGUUUAACAUUAAUUGUGCCAUGAUAGAAUAUAAUUAUAUUCAACAAAAAGCAGCAUUUGAAAAGAAAUUAAAAGGGAAUUCUUAGCCAACAACAAGCUCCUAUCCUAAUUAGUUAAAUAAAAAUAUAAAAGAAUAGUGUGAUUCAUUAAGAGAAGAGCUUUCAGUUAUCUGUGAUAAAAUAAAUAUUAUGAAUAUGAGAAUGUAAAGUGAUUUGUAAUAGAGAAAAUAAGAAUCUAAUUAAUAUAAACAGAGGAAAAAAAGGCUUUAAGCGCAACUUAAAUAAGAAGAUGAACUGAAUAAAAAAUUAGUAAGAAUGAUUCAUGAAUUAACAGCUUAAAAAAAAGUACUUGAACAGUAGAAAUAAAAUCUACUUAAAAAUUUUAGUGAAGAAUUAUAGAAAGAAGUGCAGAAAAAGCUCAAAGACUAUUAAGAUAUGUUAAGAGCAAAACACAAAGAUGAAAUUUUAAAAUUGGAAUAAACCUACAACUUUGAUCUUGCCAAAAGAAAAAAGAUAACUCAAGAUAUAUCUGAGCUCAAAAAUGAAAAUUAAAGUAUGAAGUAGUCUGUAGAAAGUUCAAAAAAAAUUAUAAACGAUAUUCUUAUCAAAUAGAGAGAUAAAUUAACAGAAAUAUAGGAAGUAAAAAAGAAAAUUAAUGAUCUUGAUUAGUAGUAUCAAUUGUUGUGUUCUUAAAGUGAUUAGUAAAAUGAUAUUUUAAAUUGCAAGCUUUGUUAAGAGAGGCCUGCCUAAAUUAUUUUCCGUCCUUGUGGACAUUUAAUAUAUUGUGAGAGCUGUUGGAUAGAUUAUUUGACAGAAGAAAGAGACCCUUAUGUGAACCAAGCUAAGUACAUGUGCUUAGCUUGCAGAGAGUUUAGGAAUGUAUGCAGAAUAGAAGGAUUUAGUGAAUUAAAAGAAUAAUGA
Molecule: messenger RNA, 1281 nt
Organism: Tetrahymena thermophila SB210
Lineage: Eukaryota; Ciliophora; Oligohymenophorea; Hymenostomatida; Tetrahymenidae
Product: zinc finger, C3HC4 type (RING finger) protein
Exons: 4
Source: RefSeq, a predicted model, not a curated record